AUGAAGGCAACCUCAAACGGGGUGUUCCAAGGGGAUGAUCCUCUGCAUUACGCGCUUCCUCUGCUCAUCAUUCAGAUUUGCAUGGUGGUCGUGCUCACCCGGGGCCUCGCCUACAUCCUUCGCCCACUUAGGCAGCCGCGUGUCAUUGCAGAGAUCAUCGGAGGAGUUCUACUUGGUCCAUCAGCCUUAGGCCGCAACACUGCCUACCUCCACACUAUUUUCCCCGCACGCAGCCUUACCGUCCUCGACACCAUCGCCAACCUCGGCCUCCUCUUCUUCCUCUUCCUCGUCGGCCUCGAGCUCGACCCCAAAUCCCUCCGGCGCACGGGCGGCCGCGCCCUCUGCAUCGCCCUCGCCGGCAUCACCCUCCCCUUCGUCCUCGGCAUCGGCACUUCCUUCGCCCUCCGAGCCACCAUCUCCCCCGGCGUCUCCCAGGCCCCUUUCCUCGUCUUCAUGGGUGUCGCCCUCUCCAUCACCGCCUUCCCCGUCCUCGCCCGCAUCCUCGCCGAGCUCAAGCUCCUCACCACCGACGUCGGCCGCAUGGCUAUGUCCGCCGCCGCCGUCAACGACGUCGCCGCCUGGAUCCUCCUCGCCCUCGCCAUCGCUCUCUCCGGCACCGGAAACUCCCCCCUCGUCUCCCUCUGGGUCUUCCUCUGCGGGGCCGCCUUUAUAACCGGGUGCAUCCUCGUGGGCCCGCCUGUAUUCAACUGGAUGGCCCGGCGGUGCCCCGAGGGAGAGCCCGUCAACGAGAUCUACGUCUGCGCCACGCUCACGGCGGUGCUCGCAGCCGGGCUGGCGACCGACGCGAUAGGGAUCCACGCGCUGUUCGGGGCGUUUGUGCUUGGGGUGCUUGUUCCAAAGGAGGGGCCGUUCGCGGGCGCCCUCGUGGAGAAGGUCGAGGAUCUCGUCUCCGGGUUGUUCCUCCCGCUCUACUUCGUGUCGAGCGGGUUGAAGACGGACGUGGCCACGAUACACGGGGCACAGUCGUGGGGGCUUCUCGUGCUCGUCAUAUUCACCGCGUGUUUCGGGAAGAUUGUGGGCACGGUUGUCGUCUCGUUGUUGUGUAAGGUGCCAUUGAACGAGGCCCUCACCCUUGGCUUCCUCAUGAACACUAAAGGCUUGGUUGAGCUCAUUGUCCUCAACAUAGGCAAAGAUCGUGGGGUCCUCAAUGACCAAACAUUUGCCAUAAUGGUCCUCAUGGCCCUAUUCACCACCUUCAUCACCACUCCCACAGUCAUGGCCAUCUACAGACCGGCCCGGAUGGCCCGACUAGAGUACAAGGACCGAACCAUCCAGAAAAGAAAACCGAACGCCCAACUCGAGAUACUCACAUGCUUCCACAGCACCAAGAACAUCCCAACCUUAAUCAACCUCAUGGAGAUCUCGAGAGGCACCGGCAAGAAGACCGGCCUCCGCGUCUACGCCAUGCACCUCACCGAGCUCUCCGAACGCUCCUCCGCCAUUCUCAUGGUCCACAAGGCCCGCAAAAACGGGAUGCCCUUUUGGAACAAGGGCAAAGCCGACUCAAACCAGAUUGAGGUCGCAUUCGAGACUUUCGAGCAUCUCAGCCAGGUCUCGAUCCGGCCAAUGACCGCGAUCUCACACAUGUUCAACAUGCACGAGGACAUCUGCUCGAGCGCCGAGAGCAAACGUGUCUCCAUGAUCAUCCUCCCCUUCCACAAGCACCAGAGGUUCGACGGCCACCUGGAGACCACGCGGUCCGAGCUGAGGCACGUGAACCGCAGGGUACUCGAGCACGCGCCUUGCUCGGUCGGGAUCCUGAUCGACCGCGGGCUGGGUGGGGCGGCCCACGUCUCGGCCAGCAACGUCGACUACACUAUCACGGCCCUGUUCUUUGGCGGGCCCGACGACCGUGAGGCCCUCUCAUACGGGGCCCUCAUGGCCGAGCAUCCCGGGAUCAGCCUUAACGUAGUCCGGUUCGUGCUAGACCGGGGUUCGAGUCCCGCGGGGGGUAGCGUGGCUGUCGACAUUGAUGACAGCCCGGAGUCAAGGUCGGAUGACGAAGAGUUUGUCUCGGAUUUCAAGAGCAAAGUAUCCAAAGACGGGUCGAUCAAGUUCGAGGAGCGGGUGGUGGCCGGCGCUGACGUGGCAGUCGACGUCAUCCGGUCGUUUGGCCGCUGUACACUUUACCUGGUGGGGAGGAUUCCGGAGGGCCAGCUGGCGGCGGAGCUCAACAAGAAGAGCGUGGGCUGCGAGUGUCCGGAGCUUGGGCCGGUCGGGAACCUGUUGAUCAUGCCGGAGUUCAAGACGGCGUCGGUGCUGGUGGUGCAGCAGUACAGGGAACAACUGACAGGGAAUGCGUUGACUUCGUUGAGGGAAGAGGAUACCACUGGCACUGAGGGAGAUUAUGACUCCCAAUAA
This is a messenger RNA of Striga hermonthica, 2382 nucleotides long. NCBI's taxonomy places the organism in Eukaryota, Viridiplantae, Streptophyta, Magnoliopsida, Lamiales, Orobanchaceae. The record is from the annotation of a GenBank genome assembly.